AUGAGGUUGUGGAGUGCUCGUGGAUUUGCAUCGGCACAAGUCGAUAACCUUUUAACCGAAGAAUGCGUCACUAAAGUAUCAGAGCUCGCCAAUGAACAAGCGGUGUCCAUCACCUUUGAAGACGGUGCGACCGCAAAGUUCCACAAUCUCUGGCUUCGUGAUCACUGCCGUUGCAAGCACUGCAUGCACCCCGAGACACUUCAACGUCAGAUAAACACGGCGACUAUCCCAAUGGACUCACCGUUUAACCGUCUCGAAGUCAAGAAUGCCGGUGCAACUGUAGCCAUUAAUUGGAAUACACCAGUACUUGGCUCUUCGUGUACAGCCAGUGAGUUUGAUGCUGCAUGGCUACGCAAUCACGCGUACGCAUUGGUAAGAGGCAAUGCAAAGGACCCGGUCGCGGGACCGUACCCAAAAUCGUACCGUCAGCCGCGUCUGACUACGAAAGAGCUAUGGGCCGGCAAGGACUUUAAGUUGCCGACACACAAGUACUAUAAGAGUCUAGACAAUAUCGAGCCACUCAUGCGUAGCCUGUACACCUACGGUCUCGUUCAUGUGUCAGGUACACCCAAUUCGAUGGAGGCGACCGAAAAGUUUGCCAAGAAGAUUGGUUUUGUACAGCGCACAAUUUACGGGACCAUGUGGACGACGAACCCGACGAACGAGGAAGAGGGCUAUAAUGACACGGCGUCUACGAACCUGGAGCUGCCUAACCACACGGACGGCACGUACAUUCGUGAACCACCAGGACUGCAGAUUUUCAAUUGUGCGGCUCAAGCAGGUGAUGGCGGUGAGAGCCGCUAUGUGGAUUCUUUUUACGUUACUGAAACGCUGAAGAACGAGGAUCCGGAGGCUUUUCGUGUGCUGAGUACGACGGUUUUGCCCUUCUUCGCUGUGGAUAAUGACGCCCAUCUGGCUAGCAUGGAGCCGAUGAUCCGCGUUGACUACGCUGGUAACAUCGUGCAGUUUCGCCACAACGAUUAUGACCGUGCACCGCUGACACACCUAAACUUCGUUGAGGUGGGUAAGUUCUACAAGGCGCACCGCAUACUCCUCGAUAUUAUGCGUCGACCGGAGAUGGAGUUCUGCACAAAGCUUCAGGUCGGCGACAUGAUGGUCGUAGACAACCAGCGCGUAUUGCACGGUCGCUACGCAUUUCAAGGUGGUGACCGCGCUCUCAUCGGUUGUUACAUUGGCCAAACGGAGUAUGAGAGCCGCCUACGUGUGCUGGGUAUCAUUUAA
Peronospora farinosa is the source of this 1242-nucleotide messenger RNA. NCBI's taxonomy places the organism in Eukaryota, Oomycota, Peronosporomycetes, Peronosporales, Peronosporaceae. The record is from the annotation of a GenBank genome assembly.